AUGUGGGAAUUUUUGGCACGUGUAUAUCAGAAAUCCAAUGAGGCCAGGCGUUUUCAUCUUGAACAAGCCAUUGCAGUGUUUGCUCAGGGCGGUAAAACCAUUCAGGAAUACUAUUCUGAUUUCAUGACCAUGUGGAUGGAGUACUCCUCCAUCGUGUACAGUGGUGUGUCUUCGGUCAGUUUGUCGUCUAUCCAAGCUAUUCAUGAUGUUUCCAAACACAACCAGUUCCUAAUGAAAGUGCGACUUGAGUUUGAGUCGAUUCGUACUAGUCUUCUCAACCGUGCUCCAUCUCCUUCCCUUGGCAUGUACCUUUAA
Telopea speciosissima is the source of this 315-nucleotide messenger RNA. RefSeq lists its product as uncharacterized. The coding region runs from base 1 to 315 and encodes 104 amino acids. The record is from RefSeq and is a predicted model, not a curated record. The transcript has a single exon. NCBI's taxonomy places the organism in Eukaryota, Viridiplantae, Streptophyta, Magnoliopsida, Proteales, Proteaceae.